This is a messenger RNA of Condylostylus longicornis, 874 nucleotides long. RefSeq names its product origin recognition complex subunit 6 (gene Orc6). The coding region runs from base 80 to 856 and encodes 258 amino acids. The transcript is spliced from 3 exons. Gene Ontology annotation, cellular component: nuclear origin of replication recognition complex. Gene Ontology annotation, biological process: DNA replication initiation; DNA replication. Lineage: Eukaryota; Metazoa; Arthropoda; Insecta; Diptera; Dolichopodidae. Gene Ontology annotation, molecular function: DNA binding. The record is from RefSeq and is a predicted model, not a curated record.
UUAUUAAGGUUUAUUGUUUUCAUUUUGAUAUUUUAAAAAUAUAAUACAUAUUUUUAUAAUCAUUAAAUAAAUUUGGCAAAUGGAAGCACAAAUUUUAAAGAAACUUGGAUUGCAGAACCACAAGAACUUAUUAGAGAAAACUACAGAGUUACUUCGUCUAUUACAAAUAAAAUCUUCGGGAUUAUCAGGUAUUGACGAUUACGCUAAAAUAAGUAUUUGUGUGGACUUAGCAACAUCAUUGCUAGGAAUAUCUACAGAUUUGCUGGAUAUAAUAAAACAAUCUGGCUUAAAAAAAACUGUUUACGAAAAGUAUAAAAGAAAUAUUGAAAAAAUUCUUAAUCUAAACAAACCAUUAAGAAUUAGCGAAAUUUGUGUUCAUUUAAAUUGCAAUGAAGUCUCCGAGAAGGCUACAAAUUUACUUAAUAUGUACGAAGAUCACAUCAACAAAAGUAACGACAACGAUAUUGAUUUAUCACAUCCACAAUAUGCUGCAAUGGCAGUAUUUCAAGCUUGUAAAUUAAAUAAAGUUAAAAUAAUAAAAGCCAAAAUAUUAGGAUUUAGUCAUUUGAGGCCGUCACAGUGGACACGAUUAGAACAACAAUGGGAUAAGUUUAUAACAGAAUAUAACGAUUUGCUAAAAAAAUCCAGUUGUAAACCAAAGAGUGUAACUCAAGUUGUCAGUGAAAGUAAAGAAAUAAAUAGUCAAACACAAGACCGUGCCAAUAAAGCAGAGAUUGAAGAUUAUGAGACUUGGAAAGCUAGGAUUAUUAAUAAAGCGAAAGAAGACCUUAAGCAAAUGAAAUUGGGACAUAUGAAUAAAGAUGUUGAAUCCGUAAAUUUUGAUGAUUCGUUAUAGACAUAAACUUUUAAAUUU